AGUUCCUGGCCGACUCCCAGCCGGCCGGCAGCGUCAAGAACCCCCUCCUCCCGGCCCCGGGCACGCCCGAGGCGGCCCUGGCCCGCGCCCGCAUGGCGCUCUUCGCCGACGCCUGGAUGGCCAAGCUCUUCCCGCUCUUCAUCCGGGCCCUCGUGUCCUCCAAGACGCUCGAGGAGGCCACCGCGGCCGGGGCCGAGCUCAACGCCGGCAUCGCGGCCCACAUGGAGCCGCUGCUCGCCGGGGCCGCACCCUUCUUUGGCGGGAGCCAGACGCUCACCAUGGCCGAGGUCCUGAUCGCGCCCUUCGCCAUCCGCCUCCUCACCCUGGCCCCCGCCGGCGUCAUCCCGGCCUCCACAAUCGAGGGGCUCGAGGCCAAGGCGCCCAGCUUCUACAGGUGGGCGACCGCCGUCAGCGAGCACCCGAGCGUGCGCACCGUCUGGGUGAAGUGGAACGGCGUCGAGGCCACCCGGGAGCGUGUGGUGCCCAUGAGGAGCUGGUAGGAGGGGACUGGUCUUUGCCCUACGUCGUAUUCGGCCGAUCAUGGGCUUCGUUGCUCGACGCUGUGUCCUCGUGCUCGAUCGAAGGGAGGCCUCGUACGGCUGCUCCGUGUUGUAUACCAUAUCUGCUGGUCUCGGGUGAGGUCUGUGCUUUCACAUCGCUCACCUAGUCUGUCACAUUCGGAAGGCAUCUUUAGGUAUAUAUGCGAUUCUCCACGAAGCUAUUUAGGGUGCUAGAGGUAAUCCUGUUCUGAAGCAAAGUUGAAUUCAGAAACCGAAACAGCCAGACGAUCAUAAGAACAUACUUGAGAACUUGGUUAUACUAAACGCUACACGUAAAAAGCCCAGUCCUAUGACAAGAAGAG
This is a messenger RNA of Gaeumannomyces tritici R3-111a-1, 862 nucleotides long. RefSeq lists its product as hypothetical. The transcript has 2 exons. Lineage: Eukaryota; Fungi; Ascomycota; Sordariomycetes; Magnaporthales; Magnaporthaceae. The record is from RefSeq and is a predicted model, not a curated record. The coding region runs from base 93 to 500 and encodes 135 amino acids.